Heterocephalus glaber (naked mole-rat) is the source of this 5588-nucleotide messenger RNA. RefSeq names its product WASP family member 2 (gene Wasf2). Gene Ontology annotation, biological process: positive regulation of Arp2/3 complex-mediated actin nucleation; actin cytoskeleton organization. Lineage: Eukaryota; Metazoa; Chordata; Mammalia; Rodentia; Bathyergidae. Gene Ontology annotation, cellular component: cytoskeleton; SCAR complex. Gene Ontology annotation, molecular function: Arp2/3 complex binding; actin binding; protein kinase A regulatory subunit binding. The record is from RefSeq and is a predicted model, not a curated record.
UGUGGCUGCGUCCCAGGGCGGGGAAUCGCGUAAUGGCGGACACGGGACGGACGAGCGCGGCUGGGGGCGUAGCGCUUUGAGGUGGUCCGGCUGUGUGGCUGCCCUGAGAGUCGGUCGGCUGGAGCAGACACGGUACGGGGACUGGCAGCCGUCCGGCCUUUCCUGUUUCUGAGAGCGACAGCGCGAGGCCAGGUUGUUUCUCAUCAUUCAGAACGUUGCCUGAAGCGGGUCCACCAUGCCGUUAGUAACGAGGAACAUUGAGCCAAGGCACCUGUGCCGUCAGAAGUUGCCUAGCGUUAGAAAUGAGCUGGAAUGCGUGACCAACAUCGACCUGGCAAAUGUCAUCCGACAGCUGGGCAGCCUGAGUAAAAAUGCAGAGGACAUUUUUGGAGAGCUCUUUACUCAGGCAAAAACCUUUGCCUCUCGGGUAAGCUCACUUGCUGAGAGGGUCGACCGACUACAAGUUAAAGUCACUCAGCUGGAUCCUAAGGAAGAAGAAGUGUCACUACAAGGAAUCAAUACCCGAAAGGCCUUCAGAAGCUCUACCGUUCAAGACCAGAAGCUUUUUGAUAGAAACUCUCUCCCAGUGCCUAUCUUAGAAACCUACAGUACCUGUGAUACUCCUCCUCCUCUUAAUAAUCUUACCCCUUACAGGGAUGAUGGAAAAGAGGCACUCAAAUUCUACACCGACCCUUCAUACUUCUUUGAUCUUUGGAGGGAGAAGAUGCUGCAGGACACCAAGGAUAUCAUGAAAGAGAAGAGAAAGCAUAGGAAAGAAAAGAAAGAUAACCCAAAUCGAGGGAAUGUAAACCCACGUAAAAUCAAGACACGUAAAGAAGAGUGGGAGAAAAUGAAGAUGGGACAAGAAUUUGUGGAAUCCAAAGAAAAGCCUUCUGGGUACUCACCUGCCUUGGUGUACCAGAACGGCAGCAUUGGCUCUGUAGAAAAUGUGGAUGCAGGCAGCUAUCCACCUCCACCACAGGCAGACUCUGGCUCAUCACCUUCUCCUUCCUUCUCUGAGGACAACUUGCCUCCCCCACCAGCAGAAUUCAGCUACCCAGCAGACAACCAAAGAGGAUCUGUUCUGGCUGCCCCCAAAAGGUCCAGUGUAGUCAGCCCGAGCCAUCCACCCCCAGCGCCUCCUCUGGGCUCUCCACCAGGUCCCAAACCUGGAUUUGCUUCACCACCAGCCCCGCCACCUCCACCUCCACCACCAGCCAUGGCAUUUGGGUCUCCAGAAACCCCUCCACCACCUUCACCCCCAUCUUUUCCACCUCACCCUGAUUUUGCUGCUCCUCCACCUCCUCCACCACCACCAGCAGCUGACUACCCAACUCUCCCACCACCUCCCAUGUCCCAACCAGGUGGAGGAGUGCCUCCCCCGCCACCUCCUCCACCCCCUCCAGGGCCCCCACCUCUCCCCUUCAGUGGUGGGGAUGGCCAGCCUGCUGUACCACCACCACCGCUUUCUGAUGCCUCCAAGCCCAAGUCCUCCUUGCCUGCCGUGAGCGAUGCCCGUAGCGACCUGCUUUCUGCCAUCCGUCAAGGCUUUCAGCUGCGCAGGGUUGAAGAGCAGCGGGAGCAAGAGAAGCACGAUGUCGUGGGUAACGAUGUGGCCACCAUCUUGUCACGUCGCAUUGCUGUUGAGUACAGCGACUCAGAAGAUGACUCCUCUGAGUUUGAUGAAGACGACUGGUCCGAUUAACUCUGCCUGUUGCCCACCUCCUUUUAUUUUCCUUCCUGCCUGCCUUCUUUGAUACCUAUCCCAGUAGUCCCAUGGGGAGGAAAAUAAUUUCAAGGGGCCAAAGCCUUUUCUGAAGCAACCAAAGACGUAUCCAAGUACUUCCUCCAAAUGAACAUGUAUUUCCUCUCCCCGUUGUGAGGCCCAAGGGGUCCAGAGGUUUCAUAGCUAAGCUGUUCCCUCUUCCUUUCAAGUGAAAGUAGUGAAAGGAAGGGAAAACCCGAAAGCAGAUCCCUCUGAUAGGGAUUCAAUUGGAAAUAGAGCCUUCCCCUGGAGCCAUUUUCAGUUGUGACCUUUUCCCCAAAUCCUUGACCUCUACUGUUUCAAAUCAUGCCACCCAUCGUCUGGUCCUAUGAGGACACAGCCUUGAAAGGGUAGCAGGCUGAGUGCCCCCAAGCCAGGCUGCCACACCUCUCUGCCCUACCCUCCACCCUAAUCAGCAGGGUGGGGCUGCCUUUUGCUCCAAGAGGCAUCAGGCCACUAAAGAAUAUCUCACCCUCUGCCCAGAAGUGAUGCCUUUCUGAAGGCUGAGGCUGUGGUCUCCUUCCCUGACUCUCCCUUACUCAGUAUGGUGUUUGGGUGCCCUUCAGAUGCCCCUCCCUCCCUCCUUCCUAGGUACCUGUAGACCACACAGCCCAGUUCUGACCUCUGAUAUCCAUGACCAAACCAGCCCUGGCACACAGAGACCUGGACCUCUGCCAGCUGUCAGGAGCAAAGCUUAGAGACUUGGAAGUGCAGGAUUGAGAGGAUGAUGGAACUCCUUUGGUCCUACCUUCUUAAAGAUGCUGAGGCCUAGGGCUGGGGAUUUAGCUCAGUGGUUCCACUGCCUGCCUUGCAAGCACAAGGACCCGAGUUUGAUCCCCGGUACCAAAAAAAAAGAUGCUGAGGCCUAGAGAUGGGAAGUGACUUGCACAGGGUCACACAGUUGGAUAGUGACAGAGCAAGAGCCCAGUCUUCCUGAUUCCAAGUCACCUGUGUUUUCUGGGACCAAAUAAUGGGCACCUACUGAAGUCUGGGCAGAGCAGUCUUGGCUCUGUGCUACUCCAGACUUCCCCAUAGGCGGGGGGUCCCAGUUGGAGGGCUUAGGCCUGUGCCAGCUCUGUCAGUGCUACUCAGACCUUCAUAGCCUCUCUCAUAACCCUUUGUUGCCUUCUAUCACCAGCCAGACAUGUGCCUAGGAGCUGAGCUUCUAGGAGACCAGAAGUAGGGAGAAAAGGAAGAGGCCAGGCAGUUUUGACAGAUGCUGUUUUCAAUUCCACUGCAGCUCCUCCCCCUUUUAUUUCCUCAGUUUAAGCAUAAGUUCUGCCAGCUAUAGAAACUUCAGUCCCUCAGGCUGGCAGCUGCCGCAGGUACCUGCCUGGGGUGACCUGGCAUCGUGAAGAGGACUGAAAGGCAGAGCAACUCAGGGUCCUCUUCUUGUCUCCCCUGUUACUGCACAUGGUGAUGUUAGUUCCCCCUCGCCUCUUCCCAGAGCUAAUAUACAGGUGCUGUUAUUCAGGAAAAAAUUGGUCAGCUCUGGCCAACAGCAAGGUUCCUUCUCUUCUGCCCUAACUAUUGUAUAGGCUCUUAUGCUGAAAUCAGCUUCUCCUGGCUUCUCUGGCUUUCAGAGCCUGAAACAAAGGGAAACAGAAUCUGUCUCUCCCCAGCACAGCAAAUGGUUGUAGUAAUUGCCAAAGCCCUUGUAAACCCCUCCGGCUUGAGGAGAGUAUAAUCGUGAGCACUGCUGCCUCCCCUUGCUGAAUGCCUCUCUCUGCCUCCUUUCUUAAACUUGGGAUGUGCAUACUGAGCCUGCAGAUGCCAGCAGGUCCUCCUGCCAUGGCUACUCUAGAAUGCGCCCUCUUCCCACUCCCUACAUUAGCACAGGGCUUGGCACCCAGCUUCAUGCUGAGCACACCAGGGCCUCCCACCUGCACUUCAGAAGCUGAAGGUGCUUUCAUCAGAACCCUGAAAUGGCUGUUGAAGGUGCCCCGGCAGUGGCUAGAGAGACAGGUGGAGUGCAGUGGUUCCCCCAAAUAGGCGUCCUGGGGCCUGGCCAGGCCAGGGUUUGGACCUAAUGGGUUUGACUAAAUUAGCCCCAUCCUCCUCUUUCCUGAAAAGGGGGAGCCAGAGCCACUCACUAUCAUUUCGCUCUGACCUUGAAGGGGGCGGUGUUGGCCUGGUUUCUGGAAUGGACAGAGUCCACCGUGAAAAGGGCUGGGGGCAGGAGGAGGUGGGGAGGGGCUCUGCCUUCGGAAGGUAGGAUUAGAUCAUUAGCUCAGUGACCUCCUAGGGUUUCGAUGUGCUGUGUUCUCAUCCUACAGCUGGUUUGGUAAUGAUCUGCGAGUCCCGGAGAGCAACAGCCCAGCUCUGCCUGACGCUCUCAUUAAAAUCCAUGCAGCCAAGCUCGGCACUUUGUAGCAGCGGGCCUUGCGAAGCUUCCUCAGCUCGGGGGGCUGGGGACCCAGUCAGCUGAGAGGCUCUCUGGGCUCUACUAUGCAUAUGUGUACAAAAAAAAAAAAGUGCUUUAAAUCCAGAGCCCUUUAAGAUGAUAAAGGACCCAAUGCAGGUAGGCAUGUGUUUUUGGAAUCCUGUAAUUGUAGAAUGCAAAGUUUAGUGAUUAUUUAAACUGGGCCGAGGUUGGUAGGAGAAUGGAACAAUGGCCCAUAAGGACUCUUAAGCACCGAAGCCAAGGAGCCACCUCCCUUCCUGGUCUGCUCGGCCCAGGGGACCUGCCCCCCGAAUGCUGUGGCCCAGGGACCCAGGGACACAGCUUCCAAUCGGCAGUGUCAGAAGUGACUUGUGGCUUUGCCUUUGUCAUGAGAUGAUUUCAUUCCAAAGGAGUGGGUUGAGGGGGGUCCCUUGGAGGCUCAGAGCAGCUGGCCCAAGCUCCAGCUUGCUUCCAGUGGAAGCUCGAGUGCCCUCAGAAACGACCCUGGGCAAUGUCACCGCAGAGCUGAGGCGGUGUUGUCAGGGCUAAUGUGAAAUCUCUUCCCGUGGCGCCGAUCCUCCGACUCUGCAGCGCCAGCUUGGACAGAUUGAGGUCUCUGUGGCUUUGGUGACCCUGCUUAAGCAUUCCCACCGUGUCCCUGCUGUGCUCUAGGACUUCCUCCCGCUGCAGUCCCUCACCUGACCUCAGGGCCUGGGGAGGGAGGCAGUGCGCCAGGGCAAGGCGCUUCCGCUCAGGAGAGAUGUCAGCCUUCCUGGGGGCGUCAGGCUUUGAGCUCUGCUGGGGUCCGGCUGACCUGGGACCAGAUGUCACACAGAAAAGUGCCUCGCUCUGUGCCUCCUGCCAUGUUCACUCUAAUAGUGCCUCAGUAAGGGCUAGGGAACAAUUCUGUUACUGUAUUAACUUUAUUCAGUUAAUUCACUUGAGAAACUAACCAAUUUUUACUUUCUGUCUAGAAAGAUGUACAUGUAGGCGAGUAAGCUGUAAUGCUCCCAAAGUGCCUUGUUUUCUCUUAUAUAAAUAUAUUUAUAAGGACAUAUUCCAGUUGGUUGUUGGGUGUGUUUGCCACAUCAGAAUUUUAGAGAGUGAGAAAAUCUCUAGUGGGGAUACCUUCUGAAAAUAGGCCCCUUUCCCAAGGCUGAGAAAGGGACUCUUCAGUUAGAAAUCUGAGCAAUGGGGUUAAGUGAAAUCCCUGAAAUGACCUUUUCUUCUUCUGCCCUACUCUUCAGACCCUCAGAAAGACAUCCAAUUUUCUAAAGCCCUGCAGCUCCAAAUCUUCUCUCAUUGGGUUCCCUGCCAGGCUCCUGUGUGUACAUUUGUACCCUAGUGACCUGAAGGUUCUGUGUAACUAUUUUGUAUAUACACAUGAACACUGAAAUGCCAACAUUUUCAAUAAUUUGAUAAAAUCUCUAUAGCCACUCA